AUGAACGUUACGCCUCUGGCUAUCGAGAAACUCCAGGAAGUGAUGGAGGGCGAAGAUGAAAGCGGUUCCGCCCUGCGGGUAGUGGCGAUGCCGGCCGGCCAGGGUUUGCAGUACAUGCUAACCAUGGAAAAGGAACACCAGCCUGACGACACCGUCGUUCGCAUGAGCGGCGUGGAGUUUCUGCUGGAUUCUGACAGCGCUCCAUUCCUGGAAGAAGCCACGAUCGACUACGUGGAAGAGUUCGGUGGCCGCGUUGGGUUCGUGAUCAACAAUCCGAUGUACUCCGGCGGUGGCUGUGGUUCGGGAAGCUGCGGCUGCGGAAGCGGUGUUGGUGGUGGUGGAGGCUGUGGAUGUGGCAGCGGCGGCGGUGGCUGCGGCUGCGGCGGUCAUUAG
Geodia barretti is the source of this 393-nucleotide messenger RNA. NCBI's taxonomy places the organism in Eukaryota, Metazoa, Porifera, Demospongiae, Tetractinellida, Geodiidae. The record is from the annotation of a GenBank genome assembly.